Nelumbo nucifera (sacred lotus) is the source of this 504-nucleotide messenger RNA. Its product is annotated as GPI-anchored protein LLG1-like. The record is from RefSeq and is a predicted model, not a curated record. Lineage: Eukaryota; Viridiplantae; Streptophyta; Magnoliopsida; Proteales; Nelumbonaceae.
CUGCAAAGCACAAGCUCCAUUCAAGCUGCUUUAAUUUCACUCGUCCUCUCGUUCUCUGCUCAAAAAGACAUCGAAAAGUUGAUCUCUUACAAACAAACCGAACAUGUCGAAUCGCAGCUUGUUUGCAGUUCUCUUCUUCCUACUGGCGACCACCUUGGCUGCUUCCAGUUUCAUUUCAGAUGAUGUCUUUGAAUUUCGUGGAUUUACGAAUCGGAACCUUCUCCAGGCGAAAACGCCUUGCCCCAUCAAUUUUGAGGUCCAGAACUACACCAUUAUCACCAGUCAGUGCAAAGGGCUCAAAUACCCACCCAAGCUUUGCUGUGGAGCCUUGAAGAAAUUUGCUUGCCCCUUCGCAAAGGAGUUGAAUGACCUCACCAAUGACUGUGCCUCCACCAUGUCCAGCUACAUCAACCUCUACGGGAAAUACCCACCUGGCUUAUUUUCUAGUGAGUGUCGGGAAGGGAAGGCAGGACUAAAAUGAAGGGAUGAGAGAUCCAUCCUAUG